This is a messenger RNA of Pelodiscus sinensis (Chinese soft-shelled turtle), 6265 nucleotides long. It is a transcript of the gene LRRTM2, whose product is annotated as leucine rich repeat transmembrane neuronal 2. Gene Ontology annotation, molecular function: protein binding. The record is from RefSeq and is a predicted model, not a curated record. Lineage: Eukaryota; Metazoa; Chordata; Testudines; Trionychidae.
GAAUAGAGCAAACACGGAAAUAUUUAGACAGUGUAAUUUAACACACUUAACCAGCACACUUUAAUUUUCUUAAUUAUCGUCAAUUACAGUGUUCAUAUGGCUCUCUCUCACAGCCAAACUUCUACUUGAUGCCUCAGUGAAGUUGUUACUCUGUUUAGGGCAGAACAGUCAGUCACCAUUAUCAAGUUAUAAAAUUAUUCUCUUUGAUCCUGCGGGGAAGUUAUAAGAGUUAGGAAAAGAAUAUACAAAGCUUUGUUUAAAUACAAACACUUUGGAAAACAGUUAACGCCAACUGUAAAAUGUGGAAGGACAUUUUUGUUUUCAAAUCUUGUAUUUUAAUUUCAUACUGAUAUGGAAGAUGCAAAAAUUCCCUUUAAUCCAUCUUCCAUCAUCAUUACAGGGGCCCCUUUUCUGUAGUCCAUGCAUUAAGAUAUUUCCAUGUCAUUAUGCAGGGCUCAAAAUGAAUAUACUAUUGUAACAGUUUGAAAAGCACCUCAUCGCAUUAUAGCUCCAAGUCACAGCAUAAAGGAAUUGAAGGGAGACAGCAUUCUCAAGAAAACACAAGUUAGAUAAACAAGAUUAUCUGGGUUUAUUAAAGAUGAAGACUAAAGCGGACGUACAAAAAUAACCAUGAAAAUUCAUCAGCCCAUUUAUCUUGCAGUAUUGGUAGGGAUGUAAAAUCCAGUGUAAAAAGUUAACAGGUUAACAAGUGCGGGGGGGGUUGGGGGCGGGAGAGAGAAGGGUGGCUGCUCCAACUAGGCUGGGCCAGCAGUAAGCAGUUAACCUUUUACAUCCCUAACACUUAUUUUCCAUAAGUGGCAUUUUUGUUUGCCUUAUGUCAAGAGUACCUUUCCUCUAAAUCUGGUUGAAUGUGUGUUCCUGAGACACAGUGACCGGGCAUCAACAGUGUAGAUGAACAGCUUUACAAGCUUUCCCAAGGACAGUUGUAUCAAUUAAUUUUAAUUCUAAACAUGCAACAUCACUGUUCUUGCCUGGAUGUUCUGUGGCAUGGAUUCUCAGCAGAACUAAUGUGAGAUUUUUUUCCUGUGAACAGAAGUUAACUGGUGACUGAAGUGAACCAUCAAACUCCUCAUUAGACAUCAAACCUGAUUUGAGCCCCAGGCUGAAGUACAGUGCAUAUAGUAUUAUCGCCACAAUCUCCAGGAACAAUAAUCUGCAGUUCUGCUUAAAUUGCGAAAACGUGAUCUGAAAGUGGGGGAAAUAAUUUGAUUCUAAGAGAAAACAGCUUUCACUUUUUCUUCACUUGCAAACAAAGUUUUAUUUUUUCAGAAAUUUCUUGUCAUUAAGUAAUUCACCUCUCCGAAGAAAAUUCUUAUGAUUUAUCUUCGCUUCUCCAUAUUCCAGCAGCGUCCUCCUUUUCCUUCUUUACUCUAAAGACAAAGAAGGAAUGUAGCUCUAAAAUGCCACAUUUCACCUAGCUGUAUCAGUUGCUAAUCAACAUUCUUCUACAACUACUCAAACAGAAUGUGCUCAUUCCCUAUUAAAGUUCUUUUAUGUGCAGGAAAAUACAAAAUGAGCAAGAGCUAGCCUUAAAAGACACUUUACAAUUCUAGCUGUACACUGCUUGAGGCUGUCUGAAUAUAGCAAGCAGAACGUACUAUAGAAAAAACUGAUUAUAACUCAUUCUUACUCCAUGAAUUGUAGAGAUGAAGUGUUCUUACUGUUGAUUUUUCCUCUAGCAAAAGUUUAACAGGUUCACAGUAUGUGCCAUAAUGCUUUAAAACAGAAAAGCUUCUGGAAAACCCAAACAAAAGGAACGUCACCAGGUGACGUCAGCCUAUAUACAGUUCUGUGUGGUCGCAGUGCAUAAGCAAAUCCAUUCUUGUAUCGUUUCACUGAAAAGCUUUUCAGUAAAUGCACUCAUGCUACUACAGGAGCUUCUCUCAGCAAUAAGCCACCCAUCUGCCAUCAACAAGUUAAGACUAAAAGAACCCACAGCUGCGGAAAAAGAACGUGAGCUUCGAUUAAGCCACUGAGCAGUCACGGGCGAAGGAAAAAAAACCAACAACUUAUAUUCAGCAUUGAUUCCACAAUUACUGACCUGUCACAUGAAAUCAAGCCACUGAAUUUAAAAGGAGUAUUUUGAGAGCAUGGUGGAUUCAGUCUUAUCGAAGGACACUAGAAAACAGUAAAUUAUUCAAAGGCUGUCUUACAUUAGAGCCUUUUACAGACUCACUGUGUUGAGUCUGAAACUACGACUGAAUGCAACCUCCAAUGUACUCAAAAGAAUGGGCUUACAUUUCAAGUGGCCAUUAGGGGCUCGUAUGCUGGCAGCACUAUAUGCAAUGAGUAUGGUUUUAAAAAUGCUGCCUGCCUUGGGCAUGGCUUGUCCACCAAAAUGUCGCUGUGAGAACCUGCUCUUUUACUGUGACUCUCAGGGGUUUCACUCAGUGCCAAACACCACUGACAAGGGCUCUCUAGGUUUGUCACUGAGGCACAAUUAUAUUUCUGAACUUGAAAGGGAUCAAUUUGCAAGCUUCAGUCAACUUACUUGGCUUCACUUAGACCAUAAUCAAAUUGCAACAGUAAGAGAAGAUUCUUUUCAAGGACUGUAUAAACUUAAGGAAUUAGUCCUAAGUUCAAACAAAAUAUUUUAUUUGCCAAACACAACUUUUAGCCAACUACUGAACCUGCAAAAUUUGGACCUCUCUUUUAAUCAAUUAUCCUCUCUGCAUCCUGAGUUGUUUUAUGGACUUCGCAAAUUACAAACCCUGCAUUUACGUUCCAACUCCCUGCGGACUAUCCCAGUCCGCCUUUUCUGGGACUGUCGUAGUUUGGAGUUUCUGGAUUUGAGCACAAAUCGCUUGCGAAGUUUGGCUCGCAAUGGAUUUGCGGGAUUAAUCAAAUUGAGGGAGCUUCACCUAGAGCACAACCAGCUGACAAAGAUUAAUUUUGCUCAUUUCCUACGGCUAAGCAAUCUGCACACGCUCUUCUUGCAGUGGAACAAAAUUAGCAACUUGACGUGUGGGAUGGAGUGGACCUGGGGCACCUUAGAAAAGCUGGAUUUGACUGGAAAUGAAAUCAAAGCCAUUGAUUUGACUGUUUUUGAAACUAUGCCUAACCUUAAAAUACUCCUAAUGGAUAACAACAAACUAACUACCCUGGAUUCCAAGACCUUAAAUUCACUUACAUCCAUAACUACAGUGGGCCUCUCAGGCAAUCUGUGGGAAUGCAGUCCAAAGAUAUGUGAUUUAGCCACAUGGCUGAGUGGUUUUCAAGGUCGGUGGGAGCACUCCAUCCUGUGCCACAGCCCCGACCACACCCAAGGAGAGGAUAUUCUAGAUGCAGUUUAUGGUUUUCAGCUUUGCUGGAAUUUAUCAACUAUUGUUACAUCCAUGCCUACAAGUUACAGCUCUCCAACUACUGAGUAUACAAAAAGAAUAAGCUCAUCACAUUUCCACAUGGGAGACAAAGAAAUUCCAACUACUGCAGGCAUAGUCGUUACUACUGAAGAACAUUUCACUGAACCAAACAAUACCAUCUUCACUCAAAGGGUAAUUACAGGAACAAUGGCAUUAUUGUUUUCUUUCUUUUUUAUCAUUUUUAUAGUGUUCAUCUCCAGAAAAUGCUGCCCUCCCACAUUAAGAAGAAUUAGGCAGUGUUCAAUGAUUCAAAACCACAGGCAACUCCGAUCCCAAACACGGCUACAUAUGUCUAACAUGACAGACCAAGGACCAUAUAAUGAAUACGAACCCACCCAUGAAGGACCUUUCAUCAUCAUUAAUGGCUAUGGACAGUGCAAGUGUCAGCAGCUGCCAUAUAAAGAAUGUGAAGUAUAAUAUCUACAAUUCAUCAAAAAUAAACCAGAUAAGUAACCUAUUUUAAAACUGUAGGGGACCUACAUAUAAUUCUAAUUUUUACAAAUGUUGACAAAGCCUAAUUUUCCAAACUACUUAUGGAAGAGUUGUUUUUGGAGUCGUGCAGUAUUUAAAGUUUUUUUUUAAUAAAACCAUAUUUCCAGUGUUAAAGCAAUGAUUACAUUAAAUUUGCACCCCCUAAUGUUUGACAGUCUAAGAUGACAUUCACCUCAAAAAUACGUAUAAUGUUUCCUGUUAUGUAAUUAUAUAACUAUGUGUAAACAUUUAUACUUAAGUCUCCAUAGUCUACUUUUUCUAAUGAAAAUAGUCUGGAUGCAAAGUUAGAUCUAUGUAUAGAGAUCUCAGAGGGAACAGGCAUUACAUUUGUUCCAUUGUAGUUAUAGGAUCACAAACAUUUCAGUUGGCUCAGUUCACUUUUCGAGGUAGACUUGCAGGAGGAUUUUCCUUCUGUGAUUGUACAUUUCAGAGUCAGACUAUCAGUCAAUACCUGAGAAGAAUGGACAGGGGAUUUUUCAAGUGUAUUGGAGAGUGGUGAUUUGAAAUACUGUUUUCCUACCUCCAUACUGACAGACUGACUUGCCUAAAUGUAUCUUUGCUAAAGCUCACAGCAAAUUUACAACACAGCAGUUUUAUACAAAGUGACUCUCCAAAUGCUUACAAAGUACUCAACUGCUUGUGGAGGAAGGCUCAAUACAAUGCAAUCAAUUCAAGUAUUACAUGUGUUUAACUCUUAUUAGAUCUCUGGUUUGACUUGAUAAUUGGCAUAGCUUUUCGAAUAAUUGAGACAAAUUACUUGGGACUAUGAAUAAAGGGUAUUUCAGCAGCUUCACCUUAUGUGUCAAUACCCUGGAAAGCAAAUUUUUGGGUAAAAAAAGGGGAGUAGGGAGGGAAGAAGCCUCUCCUCCUCCCCACAGCAGUUCUCAUCUUGCCUAGAAGCUAUUUUCAUGCACUAACAAGACUGGUUUCUCUGGAGACAGAAUGAGCCCCUGCAAUGAGCUUUCACAUACCCUUUUCUUUUGAAACCCCCAUUCGUCUUAAAGUCAAAGUAGUUAAACAUUUUUAAUUGUUCAUUUGGUAAAUCGUAAUUAUCUGAAAAAAACCAGUUUAUUGAAAAAUGUUUCAUUUUAUACUUUAAGUGAUAAUGGAAUGGUAUUUAAGGUCAUAUGCUAUUUUCAUUGUUUUUUAAAUAAAAAAAGUUACCUUGGAAAUUCAUUUUCUUUUAUGCAGAAGUAGCAUGUGCUAUAACACUAUUAUGAAAUUAAAUGUAAAUACCUGGAGAUCUAUGCAGCCACAGUGGUAUCAGAUACCACAAAUAAAAACAGAAUUAAUAUUUUGAAGAAUAUUGCUCAAAUAGUAUAAACUUCAACCAAAGGGGCAUUUCGAUAUACACAUUUAAAAAGGUAUUCUGUGUCAAAUGCUGCAGUGUUAGAAAAUUAGCAGCACAUGCAGCUGAAGAAAAAAUUUCUCAGUGUGGACAUACCUUGAAUAAAUCAGUAAUUAAAUUCUGUGUUGUACCAAACUGCUAAAAACUUUUACAACAGUCACUGCAUAAGUCUGUUAGCUUCUUAUUCAACAUUGCACCCCAAAUAGUUGGUAAAUAUAAUUAUACAAGAUUGUGUUUUAUGAUAAAAGGAAUAGGUCUUGGAUAAGUAGGGGGCUUCAAAUAAUAUUUUUCAUAAAUAUUUUAAAUUGCUUUUCAUAUUUCCACAUGCUUUCCAUUACCUUUAAAUUAUGUGAAACUGCAGUGUCCCAAAUUAGCAAAAAAAACAAAUAUACAUUUUCUUAUUCUCUGGGAUUAUGUAUUCGGUUAAGCAAAGAACAUUCAAUAAAGACUAGUUUCCCAUAUUUUUAAUCAACCAAUAUUCUGUUAGAACCAGAAUACAGACUGAUUAUCUUGCAUUACAUCAUCCUAACUAUUACUUUGAGGCACAUAUAUAAUACCAUGUAUGCAUAGAGAGGAAGUGGGUAGUAGGAGGAGGAGAUACUGCAUGCGGGAUUUAAUCCAAGAAAGAAGCUCAUCUCAGUUGGAAAAAAACCGUAGAUUUACUGGCACCAGGUAUAUUCAAAUACUUAUGAUUAAGGAUUUAUUUCACCUUACACAAAUAUAUUAAGUGUUUAUGGCUCACUCUACGUCUAAGCUUCAGUCUUGCCCUCCAGUAUGUUGGCAGGCAUCACUUUUAUCUGGUUAAAAAUCUGUGCUAUCUGUGCAAGCACAAUGUAUCAGCUAUAGUGGUGUAAAUUUUGGGAUAUUAAAGGGCAGGAUCAAGCCCCUUGAACCUGUGAUGUGCAGCCUUAGGUGCAAACAAAUGUGUUUAGGAAUUAAAAUUGCUGAUCUAAUGACUGGAAGAUAGCUAGUCUGACCCCGAUAUUUAAAAAGGGCUCUAGAGGUGAUCCUGGCAAUUACAGACCAGUAAGUCUAACGUCAG